GAAUUACAAUAUCGAUUGAAGAAGAAGAAAAACAACAAUGGAGUGCAGUCUGUGUGGCGAUGUGGGCUGUCAAGUCUAUUUAUUCCAAUGCAAAAAAUGUGUAAUACUUUUUCAGCAUCAAUAUUGCAGCAGAGCAUAUUAUGAGAAUGUAUCAGUUGAAAGUAUAAAUGAAGUGUGUGACUGGUGUUUCAGUAUUCAAGAGGAGGAUGCAGACUAUGAUGUUAAGCUUCUGAUCAAGGGUUCUGUUAAAAGAAUAAAAAAAUCUGGGUUUGCAGAGUGUACAAACAUGACCCACAAGAGCAAAGGCAAGAGAAAUUUGAGAAAAUCCUGUGCCGGCAUUAAUGGACAGAUACCCAAUGACCUGAGGAAGCAGAAGAAUCCUGAACUUACAUACGGUACUGAAAGAAGAGUUGGGAAGAAAUUUAAGCUUCUUGAUGAAAUUGUCUGUUGAUUGCAAUGGUUUACAUUGUAGAGAAGCUAAUUUCUGAAAAAGCUGAUCUUAACUGAUACAUACUUACGAAAUAGACCAUCUAUUCAGUUUUGUAUCUUGUCAGGUUAGCUGUUCAUGAACAUAGGAAAUUUACUAUGGAAUUACCUCUCGUGUUGUUUGAUAAUAAUA
Molecule: messenger RNA, 619 nt
Organism: Cryptomeria japonica (Japanese cedar)
Lineage: Eukaryota; Viridiplantae; Streptophyta; Pinopsida; Cupressales; Cupressaceae
Exons: 2
Coding region: 38-451 (137 amino acids)
Source: RefSeq, a predicted model, not a curated record